UUCGUCGCACGCACGAAUUCCAUCACCAAUUACCCAUCAACCCUCGGUCAAUCACGCCGUGGGCUUCGUUAUUGCCCUGAUUGAACGGCCACGAGUCCCAAUAUGCAGCCCGGUCUGCGGCAAUUGCGCCCUCGACAGCCGCCCCUGGUGCAUUGCGCCCGCCCGUUUGCCCAGCCCUUCAAAUAGCAGCCGUCACGCGCAUAUCACGAUGCAAUCCAGGACGAUUGACGGGCGGAUUGCACAUCUCAGCCAUGCGACUGCACGCGCUGCUUGCCUCCUGGUGCGUCCUGCGCGCAGCCAUCGCCCAGACCACCACAGACGACACCGAUCCCCCAGCGCCCACCCCGACGGGCGUCGACUCCUUCGCAAACGUAACCGUCUACCAGCCCGACGAUUCUGCCACGCAACUGACGUAUGCGCGCACCGAAAACCUGCCCAACAACACCGUCCUCGCAGCCUGGAACGACCCCUCGCAAGCCGCAGACUCCAUCGCCGUGUUCCGCUCCACGAACAGCGGCUUCUCGUGGUAUUCCUUCGGCAAUGCGACGUCGUCCGAGCCUGGCCGCAAGCUGCUGCAGCCGAGCCUGCUGUACGUAAACCAGUCGUUUGGAGGGGACUCGGGCGUGGUCCUGCUGGCGGUAAAUGCGGUGGACGACAAGAGCACGAAUAUCGAGGUGUAUGCGUCGUAUGACCAGGGAGAGAGCUUUGAACUCGCCAGCGAGGUCGUGAGUGCGGGCCCCGUCGGCGCGAAUUCGUCUACGGCGGUGUCGAACCCGUUCUUGCUGCUGCAGAACAAUGCCGUCACAAUGUACUACUCGACCCAGCAGGACCCGCAGCACUCGCAGAAGAUCGUCCAGCAAACGACAGCCGACGAUUUCGAUAGCUGGGACACCGCCAUCGAUGUGGUGGCUUCGCAGUUCCACGACGAUAGACCGGGCAUGUCGACGGUCGCGAAGCUUCCAAACGGCCAAUACGUCAUCGCCUUCGAAUACGGGCUGCUCAACUCCACCACGAAGGCCUACUCCUACCCCGUAUAUUACAAGAUAUCUCCAAGUGCCGAAAACGCCGGGACUGAACGCACGCGCCAACUCGUCGUUGACACCGGCGCACAGCCGUAUGGAGCUCCGUUCGUGACGUGGACUCCGCUCGGCGGAGUAAACGGGACCAUCGUGCUCUCCGAUUCUCGUUCGAAUUCCGUCUUCAUAAAUCAAGCACUUGGCGAGGGGACAUGGAGAGAAGUAAAGACGACAGCGGGUAGAGCGUCCGCGAGGGAGGUCCGCGUCCCAAACAACGACGAUACAAAGCUUCGGUUCGCAGGGGGUGCAGAGUAUGGACAGCAGUCGCCUAGUCAGAUCCUGGUUACGAUGAUGGAUUUCCAAAAGGCGCUCGCAGCACUUGAGCCGAGAGAAUAAAGGUAUAGGUACAUGACCGGGAGUCGGCAAUACCUGAAGACAGUGAGCACCAAAAGAAUGGCCGAUUAGCAUUGUCUGCCCAUCCAUACAGUAUUACUAUCCUGCCCCCUUCGCCACUCAUUCCUUCCCCUGUAUUCCACUGCCGCAUUCCGAUGAGACGCCGAUUGUGCGUCAUAGACUUGAAAGAUGAUACCGAAUAACUGAUCGGGCAAGGUAAACGCUGACGGUAUAUAUCAGCAUAUUG
Messenger RNA from Trematosphaeria pertusa, 1656 nucleotides. Its product is annotated as glycoside hydrolase family 93 protein. Lineage: Eukaryota; Fungi; Ascomycota; Dothideomycetes; Pleosporales; Trematosphaeriaceae. The record is from RefSeq and is a predicted model, not a curated record. The transcript is spliced from 4 exons. The coding region runs from base 252 to 1412 and encodes 386 amino acids.